Molecule: messenger RNA, 1477 nt
Organism: Exophiala oligosperma
Lineage: Eukaryota; Fungi; Ascomycota; Eurotiomycetes; Chaetothyriales; Herpotrichiellaceae
Exons: 2
Coding region: 297-893 (198 amino acids)
Biological process (GO): autophagy of mitochondrion
Cellular component (GO): mitochondrion
Source: RefSeq, a predicted model, not a curated record
CCGGAAGAUCAGGCAGGACUCUCAACUGCACCUCUCCAUAACUACGACCACGACGACUGGGAUCAACUCGAACGGCGAUACUGGUACGAGUGAACCCUCGUAUCUUAUAAUUCUCGAUCACGCCGGCAUCACCGCCGUAUCUCACUCAUCGCAAUCGACUUGCCGGAGCUACAGAUCAUCCCUCCGUCUCUCCGCCACACCUCGAGAUACACCACACCACAUUACAUACCUACCGAACAACCAUAUACCUGAACCCCUCUUAACUUCUUCUGCCCUCUCCUUCUGUUCUUGCAAAGAUGCCUUGCCCGAUAAGCAUCACGAAAUUCGUCGGGACCAUAUCCCUUGGUCUUUUGACUGGAACGUCAUACACACUAACCACCAUCACCCUCCCUUCACUCGCACUCCUACCUUCGGCUUCCCUGGCCGCCCGAACCCUCUCGACCAUCCAGACUCAAUCUUCCCGACAGAUCCUCACCCUGGCCUCGGUCUCUUCGCUUUCCCUCAUCACGGCUUUCAGUCUGGCUUCCCCGCGCGGUCGACACCCUUACCUUUUGUGGACGGCCCUGGUGGCUUUCAUCGGUGGCCAGGGUGUCGAGUACUGGUACAAUGGCCUCUCCAGAUUCCCAAGUCUCGGGAGUGGCUCGUCUAGAUCAUCGUCAAACAGAAACAAGGGAACGACGAGCACUCGAGGAGGUAGCAGCAGUCCAGAGGGCGUCGGCUCCGACAGCGGCUCCUUUAUCCAAAUCGAGGCCUCGACGACCGAAGACCAGGUCAAUGGUGAAAAGGUCGAGAUGGAAAUGGCCCGGGAACGUAGGAUACAAAAGGUGAGGAGUUGGAUCGCCGGAGUCGGAUUCGCCAUGGGAGUGGUGGGCAUUUGGGGUGACGGUGCGUAAAGAAAGGUCACAGAGAACAGAGGAGACAAGAUCGAUUGCAGUCCCUUUGCAGCACUUGCCAUGGGUUUGCCCGGGAAAUGCCGUCUCACGGGGAUGAUUAAGGUCGAAACUCGCCCUGUGGUGCUAUCAAGUACAUGCGAAUAUCGACACUUAUACGAACACCACAACUACUACUACUAUUGCUAUUACAACAACCAACAACUACAACAAUCACAAUAACCUUGAGCGAUCGCGACUUCCCAAUAACAAAAAAAAGGACUCCUCACUGAUUUGCCUGUGUGUCAAAUGAUUACAACGACUCUUCUCGACUUCAAAACGAACAUCCUCUCUCUCACUCACCUUUUUUUUGCGGAGUAGCAUGAAAAUGUACCUAAUGGUGGGGAUAGGUAGUUACUUUUGAUUGGGAAAAAGAAAAAAUAACAAGUGCCUUUCAAGAUUCAUUCUAGACUGGGAUCGAGGAAUCCGUUCUUGUCAUGAUUUCCUGCAAUGUACAUGUACAUGGUUCACAUGAUUCCACAUUGUCGUUCCGGGGCAUGUAGGGUAACUCGUGGUAUCAUGGCCCCGGAGGAAAUGUGAGGUAUUUG